Molecule: messenger RNA, 1762 nt
Organism: Dioscorea cayenensis subsp. rotundata (Guinea yam)
Lineage: Eukaryota; Viridiplantae; Streptophyta; Magnoliopsida; Dioscoreales; Dioscoreaceae
Product: protein NRT1/ PTR FAMILY 8.1-like
Exons: 4
Coding region: 1-1740 (579 amino acids)
Biological process (GO): oligopeptide transport; transmembrane transport
Cellular component (GO): membrane
Molecular function (GO): transmembrane transporter activity
Source: RefSeq, a predicted model, not a curated record
AUGGAAGAACUUGAAGGUAAGUACACCAAAGAUGGAACAACAGAUAUCUCAGGGAAGGCUGCUAUCAAGAAGAAUACGGGGAACUGGAGGGCUUGCCCUUAUAUACUAGCAAAUGAAUGUUGUGAAAGAUUGGCAUACUAUGGCAUGAGCACCAAUUUGGUGAACUACAUGAAAGACCGGCUCCACAUGGCGAAUACCACAGCAGCAAAUAAUGUGACCUAUUGGUCAGGAACAUGCUACAUAAUGCCUCUCCUCGGCGCUUUUGUUGCCGAUGCCUACUGGGGAAGAUACAGGACCAUUGCCACCUUCAUGAUUAUCUACAUAUUUGGUUUGGCGCUGUUAUCAAUGACAACAUGCAUAAAUGGGCUAAAGCCAUCUUCGUGUAAUGGUGGUGAUGUCUGCCACCCAAAACAGGUGCAGAGCGCCGUUGUGUUCGUAGCUCUUUACCUGAUUGCAUUAGGGACCGGAGGCAUCAAACCGUGCGUCUCUUCCUUUGGUGCGGAUCAGUUUGAUGAAUCUGAUCAAAGUGAGAAGAAGAGCAAGAGCUCCUUCUUCAACUGGUUCUAUUUCACCAUAAAUAUUGGUGCUCUUAUUGCCUCCUCGGUGCUGGUAUGGAUCCAGAUGAAUGUGGGCUGGGGAUGGGGGUUUGGUAUCCCAGCAAUAGUAAUGGCCAUUGCAGUUAUCAGCUUCUUUUCAGGGACUCGGUUAUACAGGCAUCAAAUGCCCGGAGGAAGCCCGCUCACUCGUAUGGCCCAAGUUAUUGUAUCUGCAAUCAGGAAAACUCAUGUUGAGGUGCCUGCUGACAAAUCUCUUCUUCAUGAGAUCAAUGAUAAUGGAUCUGCUAUACAAGGCAGUCCCAAGCUAGAGCAUACUGAUGAGUUCAGGUGCCUAGACAAAGCGGCUGUGGUGACACAAAGGGACCAAAGCAAGGGUGGUAGGGUCAGCCCGUGGAGACUCUGCACUGUGACUCAAGUAGAGGAACUCAAAAGUGUAGUGCGUCUUCUACCGAUAUGGGCCACGGGCAUCAUUUUCUCAACUGUUUAUAGCCAGAUGAGCACCAUGUUCGUCCUCCAGGGCAACACUCUGGAUCCACAUAUGGGUCCCAGUUUCAAGAUUCCCUCAGCUUCACUCUCCCUCUUUGAUACCGUCAGUGUCAUCUUUUGGGUGCCGGUGUAUGAUAAAAUCAUAGUCCCCCUGGCACGCAGGUUUACAGGUCGUGAGAGAGGAUUCACGCAGCUAACCAGGAUGGGGAUUGGCCUGGUGAUCUCUGUUUUCUCCAUGCUUGCGGCUGGGAUCCUGGAGUUUGUCAGGCUACGCAUUGUGGCGAGGGAUAAGUUAUAUGAUUCCAAGGACUAUGUCUCAAUGACCAUACUGUGGCAAAUUCCUCAGUAUUUCAUAGUUGGGGCAGCCGAGGUGUUCACUUUCGUUGGGCAGUUGGAGUUCUUUUAUGACCAGGCACCAGAUGCCAUGAGGAGCAUGUGUUCAGCUCUGUCUCUUACCACCAAUGCACUGGGCAAUUACUUGAGCUCACUUCUUGUUACCCUAGUGAUUGCCAUCACAACCAUGAACGGGCGCCUUGGGUGGAUCCCUGACAAUCUCAACCGUGGACAUCUUGACUACUUCUACUGGCUUCUGGCCAUCCUCAGCCUUGUCAACUUUGGGGUGUAUCUUCUCAUUGCCAAGUGGUACACCUAUAAGAAGACGGUCCAGACCUCACUACCACACGAGGCAGCCCCAUGAUGAUAUCACAUUUAGUAUUUAC